Molecule: messenger RNA, 2187 nt
Organism: Seminavis robusta
Lineage: Eukaryota; Bacillariophyta; Bacillariophyceae; Naviculales; Naviculaceae
Source: the annotation of a GenBank genome assembly
AUGAAGUUACCUUCAAGCAUUCUAUCCAUCCUAGGAUUGGCCUUGGCCAUCCAACAAGCCCCUGUGGCACAAGCCUCGGUCUCUCGAGGUUUGAGUGGAGAAUCAACCGCAGAGCCCUUCCCUGAGGACGAUGACCAGAGAACCCAGAGUCCUGAUCCCGGUCUGCCGUCUGGAGAGACUCCUGCGAAUGACAUGUGUGCUGAUGCACAGGUGGUUCAAGUAGGUGACCAACUGGUGGCAUCUACCGACGCAGCAACCACCGGUCAAGCGGAUACCUGUGGCAGCUUCUCGCCCGAGUUCUCCUUUUUUGGCCCUGGAAACGCCACGGGAGUCUGGUUCGCCAUUGAAGGAACUGGAGGAGGUCUCGAGGCAGAAGUCAAUGCUACCUAUGAUAUGCAAGUUGCCGUUUAUACCGGAUCCUGUGAUGAGCUUGCCUGUGUGGAUGGAACUGCAGGAGAUCCCCCUCGUUGGGACUACGGUGAUAUCAAAUGGGGCUCCAAGGAAGGAGUGAUGUACUACAUUUUAGUGGCUGGCUGGGAAGGCGAUGUAGGAGACUUUACUCUCUCCAUUUACGAAGGCGAAGAACCAGAAAACACGGAUUGUGCGGCUGCCGUACCACUCACCAUUGGAGAGACUUAUGAAGAUGGCACUACCGAGUUUGCUACCAUUCCCGAUGAAGGAGACUUCCCAGCUUGUACUAUUGGCGAGUUCUUGAAUGGCAUCACUGCUCCCACGGUCUGGUUCAGCGUAGUGGGUAAUGGGGAGAUUACCCAGUUCUCCCUAGUUGCAGAUUAUGAUGGUUGGAUCUCCAUCUACAAAGGAGAUAGUUGCGAUGAGUUGGAAUGCAUCAAUUCCAACGAUGAUUCUCCACUCAACGAUGGCUCGGAGAGUGUGAUUGCUCAACCACUCGAGGAAGGCGCCACUUAUUUCAUCAAUGUACACGGUUAUGAGAAGAGCUAUGGUAACUUUGGAAUCGAAAGCAAGACACUAGAACCAGUCGCAAACGACAUGUGUUCGGAUGCUGAACCGUUGGAGUUGGGCGUGAACGCGUCUAGUAGCAGUUUGGCUGCCACUGCGGAUCCUGGUCUCCCUGAAUGUGGACUAGGCACCAACGAAUCCUCUAUUGGAGUCUGGUACACGAUGGAAGGGACCGGAAACCCUGUGCAAAUCAGACUUGAAGGAUCUGGCUUCAAUCUGGAGCUUCACUUCAGCAUCUACACCGGAAGUUGCGACGAUCUUGUUUGUGCUGGUAACCAGUUCGUUGGCUUCUUGCCGUUUACGUGGGAUACCGUGGAAGGAGAGACGUACAACAUUUAUGUCUACGGGCGCACUCGUGCUCUAUCCGACAUCUUCACAAUCAUUACGGAAGAAGUCGAACGGCCAGCCAAUGACAUGUGCGAGGACGCCGUGCCAUUGGUACUGAACGAGGUUGUGUCUGGUACUACACUUGCCUCGAGCGCAGAUGAAGGGCUGGAAACUUGUGGCGAUGUCAUAGGUCUUGGUUUUGGUGGGGUUUGGUAUUCUUUUGAAGGAAACGGUGACAGACGUCUUGUUGGCGUGAGCUCAGGCUCCAAUGGAACCGGUUUCUUCGAUACCAUCCUCUCUGUCUACGAAGGAGAUUGCGGCUCUCUUACCUGCGUUGGCGGUGACGAUCAGGGCCAAGGUUUCCUAGAGUACGAGAACGUAGUUCUUAUUGAUACUGUCGAGGGAACCAUGUACUAUGCCUAUGUCCAUGGAUUUGGACUCAGCCGUGGUGACUUCGAAAUUGCAGAGAUCGGCAUCCCCCGCCCAGAAAAUGAUGCCUGUGAAGAUGCUACGCCACUGGAACUCGGAGAUAAUGUCGAGGGUUCCACUCAGUUUGCGGGCACGGACAUGGUUGACAUUGAAUCCUGUGGAACCUCCCAGUUUGGCAAUGAUACAGCCCCUGGUCUCUGGUACACCGUGGUCGGCGAAGGUUUCGCGGUUCAAGCUUCGGUGAACGCCCAAUAUGAUUUCCAAAUGACUGUCUUCUCCGGAGAUUGUGAUGCGCUGGAGUGUGUGGACGGAACGGAAGGAAAUGAGGGCGACUUUUUCAAUGGCGGUUUGAUCUGGACUGCCGAGGAAGGAGUUACCUACACUGUGUUGGUCCACGGCUACAACGGAGGUGUUGGAUCCUUUGAUUUGUUCUACGAAACUGCAAUCUUCUAA